Molecule: messenger RNA, 2211 nt
Organism: Anolis sagrei ordinatus
Lineage: Eukaryota; Metazoa; Chordata; Lepidosauria; Squamata; Anolidae
Source: RefSeq, a predicted model, not a curated record
CUCCCGCGCUCUCUGGUUUGUUUACCCGCCUCUCGGCGCGCCGGUUCGAAGGUGCUCCAGAAGAUCAGGUUUCCCUCUGAAUCGGUACCUUUUCUCUGCCACAAUGGCCCCCGAGAGCCUCAUGAUCCUCUACGAGGAUGAUUCAGUUGAAGUGCACUAUAUGGAUGGCUCCAGGUUGCUCCUUUCGCCUUGUGGGUCUGAGUUUUUGUUUGAGAAGGCACCUCCUGCCUCUGCCCACCCCAUGCAGCCUCCAGAAAGGGUUCGCCAGAGGACACCGUUUGCUAUUAGCGUCUACCGGGUGCAGCUUUUGCGAGCGUUAGAUUUUCGGAAUCAAUAUGCUGAUCAUCCCUAUUUACCUUCAAGUAUUAUACCUGCUGAAAGGAAGAAUGUUAUUUUCAUGGAUAUCUCUGAAGCCAAGUGGCCCGGUCCUGAUAAUGCCGAAGGGACAAUAGUUGUGCAGAAUGGCAAUGUGACAGUCACCUCCUUAGAUGGACAUGCUUGUCUCUUCUUACCGGAGCUUCAGCAAGAAUUUACAGUAGAGUUUUUAUGCAAAGUCAGCCAGAAGGUUUUGACCUCAUUGCCACCUUUGGAGAAGAACUGCAGUAAACUGAUCCAAGAUUGUUCUGGAAGAUCGAGCCAAAAUGCUGCCUUAAAACUGUCUUCUAAGCAGUUGGCAACUAAAGGGAAGGACAAUAUCCCUAGUGCAGAAAAUCCUGUUCAGCAAAGCGAUUCAGGAUGUUUGAAGCCAGAUGGGAUUUCAGGGGCUUUCCAGAACUCUUCGUCUGAAUAUUGUAGAGUUAAGCAGCAUAUGUCUGUGUCUUCCUGCCCCAGAGAAUGGGAGUCCCCUUUGUCAUUGGCAUUUAUGUUUUGUCAGUCAGCUCAAUCUGAGGAAGCCAGCAAAGAAGGUGAUUCCUCCAAGUGGGACACAUCUAGGGCAAUCACCCAUUUACCUUCAGCUUUACCUCUCAGCUGCCAUGCUCCAUAUUUGCACAGGUGGAAUUUCACUAACUUCUUCCAACCAAAACAGGAAGAUAGUAAACAUUAUUUGCACACUCAGCCAAUCAAAGUACUGUGGAGCAACGACGUCAUUUACAGAUUUUUUCUUAGAACUAAAAGCAUAGAAAUUUACCCAGGUGAUGGAUCAGUUUUCAAAUCAGAAGGUACCUUCUGGGGGAAAUAUUUCACUCGCUAUUAUAUCCAGGAGCAAACAAAACAGAGAGAAGAAACCACGUAUUCUGUAAGCAGUCUGCCUCCUGAUACACCUGGAAGCCUCUAUUCUGUGUGGGGCAUUAUUACACAAGCAGUAAGAGUUCUUCAACACGAUCUUGAGAACAUCCUGUCAUUAACACAUAAUUUCAGUGCCUGCUGCUGGAAGAUGUCUCCUGAAACUGGUGGAGAAGAAAUGCUGCCAGUCCCUUUGGCUUCAAAGUUUUUUCCUAAUGUGGGAAGAUUGUUUGCAUAUUCGGAUAAUAAAGUACAUGUUGUUUUUAAUGAUGGAAUGGCCCUGAAUAUGAUGUGGGAUUUUCAUUCUCGUGAUGGAGACACACAGAGACCUCAGGAUGCAAACACAGGCUGGUGCAAGCUGACUUCUCCUGAUGGAGCUCAGCAACUUAUCCAGAUAGAUCAACCUGGGCUUUAUGAAAGAUACAUUACAACAGCAGUAGAGUGGUGCAGAAACUUGAAUGAGGACAGAGAUAAAUGCACUGAAACAACGCAUCUUAUUCCUGAAGAAAACUGGUCCGUUGCUGCCGAACUGGAAAAAAUUAAAAGAUUCAAUUUCUUAGUGGAAAACAGCAAUAUUCCAAAUACGAUUUCCGCUGUGAAAAGAACUCCAUCUGUCAACAUAAAUAUGCAGAACGGUUCGGAGGCAAUCUUUUUAUCUGAGGAUAUUGAUGAAAAGAGCAUAGCUGAUACUUUACACAGAACAUCAAAGAUAAUCAGUGAUAUUGACUCUCUUUUAUCUUCCUCCACAAAGCCAAGCAUGGCCAAAAGCAUUUCACAUGAUACUGCCUUUCAUUAGCUUGACCUGCAAAGGAAAAAAAGAAAGAAAUAAAUCAAACUUCACAGUUAAAAAGUAAAAUGAUUUGUCCUGAUUUUGCUACUUUAUAAAUAAUCAAAGCAUUUUCAUAAUGGAGCCAAAGGUGACAAUAUUUCUUUUUCUAAUAUCAAACAUGGCUUUUAAAAGGUAUUCAUUAAUUAAAAUGUAAGAUU